AUGGCGACCACACAGUACCCGCCGGACGACAAGAUCUCCGUCCAAGAUGCUGCACAGUUGUCGGAGCACCACACGAAGCCUGGUGGCAUCGCCGCCAACAUGAGCCCGGAGAGGAGACAAGAAGUUGAGAAGAAGCUGAAGCGGAAGUUGGAUGCGAGGUGUUCGCUUUUUGUGCUGAUCUACAUUAUGAAUUAUCUUGAUCGAAACAACAUCGCCGCAGCCCGUCUCGGUGGUUUGGAAGAAGACCUUAAUCUCAGUCCCACACAGUACUCGACUUGUCUGAGUAUUCUCUACGUUGGAUACAUUCUUAUGCAGGUCCCCUCAAACAUGAUCAUUAACAAGAUCCCUCGCCCAUCCCUCUACAUCGCCGUCGUCAUGUUGAUCUGGGGUAUGAUAUCCACACUCUCUGGUAACGUCAACAACUUCGCCGGCAUGGUAGCAAUCCGUUUCUUCAUCGGCUUUGUCGAAGCCGCUUUCCUCCCAGGCGCGCUCCUCAUCCUAUCAAAAUGGUACACGCGCCGGGAACUCACACUCCGCAACGCCAUUCUCUUCUGCGGAAACCUGAUCUCGAACGCCUUCUCCUCGUUGGUCGGAGCCGCUGUACUAGGAAACAUGGAAGGCGUCCUCGGACACCGAGCAUGGAGGUGGUUGUAUUGGAUUGAGGGUGCGGCGACGAUGGUUAUUGCUAUAAGCGCGAUAUGGAUCUUGCCGGAUCUCCCGCACAACUCCAACGGCUUCACUGAGGAAGAGCGUGCCGUAGCCGUCCUACGCAUGACGGAGGAUGUAGGCGAAGCGGAUGAAGAUUCCGCCGAGCAAUCUGCAUUCGCUGGUCUCUACAUGGCGGUCAAGGAUGUCAAGAUCUAUGUCAUGAUGCUGACCUUCACCGCCUACGUCGUUGGAUUGUCGUUUAACGCUUUCUUCCCGACCCUCACGCGUACGCUCGGAUUCGGAUACAUUACCACGCUCCUCAUGUCCGCGCCUCCGUGGGCGUUUGCUUGCGUCGUAUCCCUCAUCAACGCAUGGCACGCCGAUCGUCAGCAAGAACGUUUCUGGCAUAUUGUUGGUCCGAUUCUAUUUGGAAUCGUUGGAUUCGUCAUCUCUAUGGCUACGUCGAAUACUGCUGGUCGCUAUGUCGCGCUAUUCCUCCAAGCGUCAUCCUACGCCGGAUUCAUCGUCUUCUACUCUUGGAUCUCAUCGUCAUUCCCGCGUCCACCGGCCAAGCGUGCUGUCGCCAUCGCUAUGAUCAACGCAUUCUCGCAGCUGGGAAAUAUCGCUGGAUCGUAUGUCUGGAACAUGUCAGACAACGGGUACAGGAACAGCUAUGGAGUGGUUACGGCCAUGUUUGGUAUUACCAUCGCUGGUUGCUUCAUCUUCAAGAUUAUCUUGGUCCGCUUGAAUAAGCGAUUGGAUGAUGGUACUGACGCUUGGGUUGUGCAUGGUGAUGUCGCAGAGCAGACUGCUGCUGUCGAGGGCGUCAGUGUUGAGGAGGGCAAGAAGAAGAUGGGAGACUUCAGAUAUCUCGUCUAG
Messenger RNA from Alternaria atra, 1527 nucleotides. RefSeq lists its product as uncharacterized. Lineage: Eukaryota; Fungi; Ascomycota; Dothideomycetes; Pleosporales; Pleosporaceae. The record is from RefSeq and is a predicted model, not a curated record. Gene Ontology annotation, molecular function: transmembrane transporter activity. The coding region runs from base 1 to 1527 and encodes 508 amino acids. Gene Ontology annotation, cellular component: membrane. The transcript is spliced from 2 exons. Gene Ontology annotation, biological process: transmembrane transport.